This is a messenger RNA of Dentiscutata erythropus, 124 nucleotides long. Lineage: Eukaryota; Fungi; Glomeromycota; Glomeromycetes; Diversisporales; Gigasporaceae. The record is from the annotation of a GenBank genome assembly.
CUUGAUUAUGAUAAUAACGUGGGUCCAAAUUAUGAAUCAGCUGAAGCAAUCAUGAAUGAAGAACUUGAUCCGCGUUAUGAUGACAACGACGAUGAACAGUCAAGGGAGGCUACUUCUAAUCCUG